This is a messenger RNA of Apis cerana (Asiatic honeybee), 1494 nucleotides long. RefSeq lists its product as uncharacterized. Lineage: Eukaryota; Metazoa; Arthropoda; Insecta; Hymenoptera; Apidae. The record is from RefSeq and is a predicted model, not a curated record.
AAGUGCACAAAUAAUGAAAUCUUAUCUUUCUUUCAGGUGACUCGAUGCCAUCUUUUGAACGGGAUAUAUAUAAAGCUGAGGGAAAGUUCAUUGGAUAUUAUUGUCUACAUUUAGAAUGAUUAAGAUGAAACUCCAAGCGGUAUUAUUUACGACGUUUGUUGCGUUUGCAACAGUUAAUUGUCAUUUCCUUCCGGAUUUCGGUAAGGGACCACUAUACGAAGAUAUUCAAUACUUCCUGGACAUGAUUCCCAUGGAAGAAGUGAUAAAUACUGUUCUGAAAUACGCUGCGGAUGAUGCCGAAUUCCAAGAUUUUCUCAAGUAUUUCUCAACAACUGAAUUCAAAGAUAUGAUUGUCGAUGUCGAGGCUAUGCCCGAAUUCCGUAGAUUCGUGAAUUAUCUGGAAAACAACGGUAUUUUCAUUUACGACGAAUUGAAUAAAUUGAACAAGGUAAUCGGAAUUCCAGCUAUUCACCAGUACAAUUAUAAAAAAAUCACGGGUGGAGUGAAAGGUUUGUUCGAUGAUGUCAAGGCACUUAUCUCCUAUGAUAAAUUCAUACAUGGUUAUGUGUACAAGAUGAGGACCUCCGAAGCUUUCCGUGCUUUCGUAGCUGAAUUAAAGUCUAAAGGUAACCAAGAAUUUGCCGAUGCUCUCUAUGUGAAUCAACGUUAUUUGAAUUUCCGUGCAUUGAUAAUCAAGAAGGGCAUUGACUUCGUUUUGAUCGAAGACAUUAUUUACACCGUUCUUGGCGUUGAAUUCCCAGUAAUCGAAACCAUGGAAACUUUCGCCUCUCAAGAAUUGUCCAAAGAUCUUCAUGACUUCAUGAAUUUAAUUGAUAAAGAGAAAAUUUUAAAAAUUAUCACAUCUUAUUUGGAAGAUGAUGAAGUACAGAAAGCUCUUAAAUAUAUGUACAGCGACGAAUUCCAUGAUUUGGUUCGUGUUGUUGAAGCUAUGCCUGAAUAUCAAGAUUUGGUAAAAUUCUUGGAAGAUUCUGGUCUGAAUAUGACCGAGCUGAUCAACAAAAUUCAUCAUUUGUUCGGUAUGGAGGACUACGUGCCACCUAAAAUUAAUAUCAAAUAUUUAUUCAUGAGUACAUAUUCUAAUCUUGGUGGAGUUAAGGCUUUGGUUGAUGCUGUAAAGGCUGCUCUUCCAUUGGACAAAUUCAGAGCUCUAUACGAGGAAAAAAUGAAAACUUCAGCUGCCUUCAAAACCUUCAUAGAAAAACUUCGCUCGGACGAUUUCCAACACAUUGUCAAAACCGUUUACAGUUCGCCUAUCUUUUUGGAAAUGAGACAAAAGUGUAUCGAAGCUGGAUUGAAUCUCGAACCACUCAGAGAUUUAAUUGAAAAUGUUCUUGGCAUUCAUCUUCCUAGACCUUGAAUCCAUUCUAAAUUUGCUGUACAAUGAUAAUAAAUUUUUAAUUUAGUUUUGUUAUAAAAUUGUAAAAAAACUCUAAUCAUUUGAAUAUUAAAUCUCAAAAUUGUUAUAUUGUUUAA